CGAGCAUUUCUUAACUGAGCAGAGAGAGAGAGCAGGAGAGGAGGAGAGGGAUCACAGUUACAGAGUCGCCACUCUGGGAGAUCUGUGGACAAACGGAGGGAGAAAAACAGGAAGAGAGGAAAGGAAAGCAGUUGGAAAAGGCAGAAGAUGGUGAGUCUGUGUUGGUUGCUGGUGGUGAUGACAUAUGCCUGCGUCCCCGGGUUUGGGUCGGUGUGUUGGAACAGCUCCAUCUGCAAAGACCUGAGCAACAAGGGAAGGAUACUGGACUGUAUUCACCUCUGCAUGUCUGUGAUCCAGACUGAACUUACAGACUUCAAAGCAUUGGAUCUCAAGAGUAAUGAUGCCAGUGAUGACCUCUUACUCAGCAUCAUUCUGGCUAACCUGGCCUCGUCUGAAGACAAGAUAUCAGACUCGGAUCUGAAAGCCCACAGCGACGAGAGACGCUCCUAUUCAAUGGAGCAUUUCCGCUGGGGGAAGCCCUCUGGAGACAAAAUACCAGAGCCAAAGCUGAGGGCCCACAGUGAUGAAAGACGCUCCUACUCAAUGGAGCAUUUCCGCUGGGGGAAACCCUCCGGUCGUAAACGCCGGCCCAUUAAAGUCUUUGCCUCGUCGCUGGAGGGAGGCGUCUCCUCUGAAGGCAGUUUUCCCCCUCGGGCUCGCAGGCAGUUGAGCAGUAAUGAGGACGAAGCAAAGGGGGACCUGAAUCAAGAAAGUCAUCGGAAAGAGGGAUUCCCGAAGGCGAGGGUCAGCUCCAAGUCACAUGUCCUGUUAAACCCCCAGGAUAGGAAAGAUGGGACCUAUCGAAUGAGUCACUUCAGAUGGGGGAACCCACCUGCCUCUAAACGCAAUGGCAGCUUUAUGAAGCCGUGGGAGGAGAAACCUCAGGGGCAGCUGGCUAAGCUCUUCAGGAACAUUAUAGUCAAGGAUGUGCAGAGGAUAAUGGGAUCCAUGGAGGAGAAUGGGAGGGGGGUGGUUGAACAAGUCUAUUAGCCAAUGCAUGUUAGUGCUCACAGGGUUUCAUUUUAAAUUACAGAAACUUUUCAUUAUCAUUGGCAUGUUGUUGAAUGUCUUUUCAGGGCCAAAGGUUUGUCUCAUUAAAACAUUAACAAAAGAUGAGAAACAAGGUAGUUUUGUGUUGAAUAAAAGCAAUGAUCCGACUGCCUUGACCUUCUUGGCCUUGACUUGGAAGUUACUCAUUUAUUGUUUUGUUUGUUUUUGUGGGAAUUGUCAUUGCUGACUCAAAUGUAUUAAAAAAAAAAAAAAAAACUAAACGGAGAAUGCAAUUCCAGGGCAAGAGGUGGGUAUGAAGGACAGUAUUUUAAAAAGCAUAGCAGUUUAUUUACAGUGGUAUCUUAUUUUUUUGUAAAUUAAUAUAAUAUUAAAGAUCAUUCUGUUUGUUGCAAACAAUAA
This is a messenger RNA of Toxotes jaculatrix (banded archerfish), 1410 nucleotides long. RefSeq names its product pro-opiomelanocortin-like. Gene Ontology annotation, molecular function: neuropeptide hormone activity. The record is from RefSeq and is a predicted model, not a curated record. Gene Ontology annotation, biological process: neuropeptide signaling pathway. The transcript is spliced from 3 exons. The coding region runs from base 148 to 990 and encodes 280 amino acids. Gene Ontology annotation, cellular component: extracellular region. NCBI's taxonomy places the organism in Eukaryota, Metazoa, Chordata, Actinopteri, Toxotidae.